UGGGCGGGCGGGAGCGCGGCGGGUGCGGGCGGUGGACGCCCGGGCGGGCGGGCCUGCGAGCCGCCGCUCCGCCUCUCCAGGCUCCGUCCCUUCGCUGCGUCCGGAGCUCGCGGCCCGUGGCGGGCCCUGCAGCCAUGGCCCAGUACAAGGCGGAGCAGGAUGACUGGCUGAGCGUCUAUCUGAAGUAUCUGCUCUUCGUCUUUAACUUCUUCUUCUGGGUCGGCGGGGCUGCUGUCCUGGCGCUGGGCGUCUGGACCCUGGUGGAGAAGAGUGGCUACCUCAGUGUCCUGGCCUCCAGCACCUUUGCCGCUUCCACCUACAUCCUCAUCUUCGCGGGCGCUCUCGUCAUGGUGACCGGCUUCCUGGGCUUCAGCGCCAUCAUCCGGGAGGACAGGAGCUGCCUCUCCACCUAUUUCUGCCUGUUGUUGGUGAUCUUCCUCGUUGAGCUGGUGGCAGGGGUCCUGGCCCACAUGUACUACCAGAGGCUGAGCGAUGAGCUGAAGCAGCACUUGACUGGGACUUUGUCUGAGAACUAUGGGCAGCCCGGAGCGGCGGCGAUCACAACGUCGGUGGACCGUCUACAGCAGGAUUUCAAGUGCUGCGGAAGCAACAGCUCGGCCGACUGGCAGCACAGCGCCUACAUCCUGUCGCCAGAGGCCGAGGGCCGCCAGGUGCCCGACAGCUGCUGCAAGACGGUGGUGGUACGCUGCGGGCAGCGGGCCCACCCCUCCAACAUCUACAAGGUGGAGGGAGGCUGUCUUACCAAGCUGGAGCAGUUCCUGGCCGACCACCUGCUGCUCAUGGGGGCAGUGGGCAUCGGGGUGGCCUGCCUGCAGAUCUGUGGGAUGCUUCUCACCUGCUGCCUGCGCCGGAGGCUCCAGCUGCGCUUUUACUAGCGGCCAGCCGCGUUCCCCCGACAGCCUCUCACAAGGACGGGUGCCCAGAUCCCGCCUGCCAGGCCUUCGGCGUCAGCAUCAGCUCACCUAGAAACGUCCCGGACUCUGUGCCCAGCCCCUUGGGACCCACCAAGUGCCUGAGACCGUGGCCCCUGUGUUUCCCACCCAGGCCAGGGACCCUCAGCCCCCUCCCUCCAGUCCUGGUGCUCAGUGCCAGAAUCCCUGGGCAGGGGACUGCUCCUGCAGGAGACAUCAGCCGGGGCCCCUCCACAGGCCCGGGGCUCCUAUGGACUCCAGGAGCACGAGGACUGGACUCCCUGCUCCCUCCCAGCUCCUGAACCUAGAAGGAAGGGCGGCAAACCUUGACCCCUCUGGGACUCCUGCAUUUGGCACAAGAUCCCCCACUGGUGCUGAUACCCCUUGCCCUGGAUGCUCUCUCCCCUUGGGGAAAUGCGUCAAGGUGGGGCAGUGAGGGCUGGCUCUGCCCCCAGAAGACCCAGCCCUUUGAUCUCCGCCCCCCAUACCACGUCACCUGGAAAGGAGUAUUGUGAUGGCUUCGGUCCUUUCUGCAGGCCUGGGAGGGAGCGAACUGAGCAGAGGCAGCAGGAACUGGGGCCGGGCAGGGGCGGGGACCAAGCUGCCAGGGCAGGAAGCAAGGCAGGGUAAAUUGGCUACACCAGGAACCUGAGCCCCACCUAGUGGCCCUCCCCAGGAGUGAUCCCCCUGGAAGACCAUGGCCCCAAGCCCCAGCCUCCAGUAAUGUGCCCCUCAGGGAUCCCCUCUCUGUGGCCCGAUUCUCAGGAGUGCCAGGUUUUAAAACCCUCUUCAGCUCUUCAUGUGGGUGGAUGUUAAAAUCCUCCCGGAUCAGACUGGAUCCCAGACCCCACAGGGUCGGAGCCACCUCACGAGGGGGAGGCUCACGUGCAAGGCGCUCAGCCCUGAGCCUCGCUGUUCCCGGGCCCGCUCCCCCGGCCACGUGGCCACCACCAGCCUGCCUCCAGGGGCCUCGCUCUGCCGCCUCUGCCAUCCGUCCCGGAAAGAAUACAGUCCCUUCCUUUGGUUCUCUCUUGCAUCUCUGAAUUAGGCAGGAAACUCUCAGGAGGAACUUUCCCAAAUGCUGAGGAAGAACAGAAAUCCAGAGGAUGGGUGCUGGUGGCUUUCCGAAGAACAGCUGUCGGCUCAUAAGACGGCACGGGGACCCUCCAAAUGGGGCUUCAAGUGGGCAGCUCAUAACAUGAGAGCCCACCAGCUUCCACACCUCCCAGGUCCCGCAUUUCCUAUCCUGGGACCCUCUUGUGUCCCACCCUUGAGAGGGCAGUCCCUUAUUAUGCUAGGACCAAGGCUGAGAAAGGUCACAGCUUGCGCCGACUCAUUCCAGGCCCCAGUCUGAGGAGUUGGCUCUGGCUGGCUUGGGUCAGCCCUGGCUGAAGGGUGCUCUCCCUCCCAUACACGGUCACUGCUGUUCCCCGCACAACCCCAACUGUGCAGAAACUGCACAGCCUCAGCACAGGGAUCACCACCCGCACAGAGGGAAGACCAGGUUCCUGGGCCAGAUUGCCUCCCGGCCUCACAGUUCUCCAAGGGAUGUCAGAGCCCUGGCUGGCUCAGCUCCUCUGCCUGGAGGGCCCUGGGGUUGCCAGCGCAAAUUCAUUAAGCAAUCCCAGCCUGUGCCAAGGCCAAACAUGAUUAUCUUUGCUGCCUCCCAUCUUCCCAGGAUUCAUGCAGAUAAUCAGAAAGGACCGUGACUCCCACGCUCUCUGGGGGGCCAGACAUCAGGCCAACAAGCCUUACAAGUGAGGGUUGGAAAAGAGAGCCACGUUCUUCCUGCCGAGGGGCCUGAGGGAGGCAGCAAUGGGCAGAGAGGUUCUGUGCCCCUAUACAUGCCUGCCCCUUGGGAGGUCCCUUAAUUCUUCACUGGGUUCGGCCAGGCUUGCGGAAAUGAGGACAGGGCUGGUGGGCGGACAUCACUUGCACAGCCUUGUCCCGGGGCCCAGGACAGCUGAUGCGUGUGCCCCAGCCCCGUGUCGGGUAGGCAGGCCUGACUGAGGGCCGGAGCAGCUGUGAUUCCCGCCCUGGGCACUGUGCCACCCUCACUGCUGCUGGAGAGUUGCUGGUCCAAGCUGCAGAGAGCGAGAGGAAGGCCCAGAGCUUUUGGCAAGUGUGACCUCGUGGUUCCUGCGGGCAGCCUGGGAGAUGAGCCAGGGUUAGCGGAAACGGAGGCCCAGGCUACGGCAGGCUCCCACUGGGGGCACACAGGGGCUGCCAUCAGAGCCAGGGAUGCUGUCCCCCAUGGGGUGUGCCCAUCCUGCCCGUGAAUAUGCAGGUCUGCACCCAGGACAGCUCCUCCCGUGUCCCUGCUUGGAGGCUGUCAUGGUCCUUGGAGAGAGAAGGGCAUGCCUGUUGAAAGCUGUCAUUGGUCCUGUGUCAGCAAAGGGGCCUGCACACCGGGGUCCAGGAAAGAAGCCGGCCCCCUGCAGGGGUCUGCACUCGGCCACUGCUGGAACACUGUGCAGCUGGGGCAGCACGUCCUUCCCUCCUCCGCUGACAGCACAGCCGCCCGAGGAGGAAUGACACAUCCCCCACUCCCCGGUGAUGGCAGCAGGGCGGGGGACAGGAAUGAAAUUCGGCCUUUGGUGAGGGGAUGAAGGUUUGUUUAAAAUGUUUGUGGCCCUUCUUCUUUCUCCCGACCCCUCCCCAACUCCAGGAGCCCCUCAGCAUAGCCUUGUGUUUGCUGAAGGCCUGCCAUCCAGUGUUAGCCACUAAGUACAUCAUCUCAUAGUGAUGGCAGUAGGAGGGUAUUAUUCCCCCAUCCUACAGAUGAGCAGAUUAAGGCUAACAGAAGGUAAGAGAUUUGCCAGGCAGCAGCGUUGGCUGUUGCGACACCACUGCGGCCUGAUGGAACCCGGGAAGCUGUGCUGGACCCCCUCUCCUCAGCGUUGCUCAGGUCUCCGUCUCUGUGACAAGCCGUCAGGCUGACACACAGGAACGUGUCCCUCAGGGGCACCCCUCCCCUGCUGGACGGAGGUGCCCGUCAUGGCCCCAGCUCCAGCACCCUGCACGUUUGCCGUCAGAAGAGAAGUCCGGCUUCCUCCAGGCUGAAAGCCGGGCCCUCCUGGCUGAGUGGCUCAGGCAGCAGGCGGGAGCCCAGGCGCCAUUGCUUAUGGGGACGCCCGGCCUGUCACCUCAAGUGCCAGCGCUGACCCCAGAGGGAGAGCUGCCUCCUCAGCAACCAGAGUCCACAGGCGGGACGUGGGGUCUUGUGCCUGGGGGAGGUCAUUGUUGGGUACACGGAGGGCUUGGCAAGCAAGCAGGAAAUGCCUCUGCCUGCCCUGUGCUGGGAGCCGGGGGACCUCAGGCCACCUGCACCUGCAGGGCCUCCCUGGGUGUAGAAGAGGCACCCUGGGACUGCAGUGUCGGCCUCCUCCUGCUACUUGCCCUCCCCCACAUUGCCGAUGCCGGGGCUCUGGGUGGGCACACUGCGCUCUCAGUCUCGGGGCCUCAAAUCUCAUCAGGCAGCUCACCCCGUGCAUGGCCAUAGACAUGGCACUGAAGGGGGGAGGAUAUGCCCAGUGAUGUGCCCCAGGACCCUCAUGCCCGACAGCCAGUUUUGAUCCUGGAAUCUGCCACGCCAGGUCCAUUUUCAGGGCUUUGAGGUAGAGGAAGUGACGAAACAGUUACCUUCAUCGUUGCUCAUCCCAGCACCUGCCUUGAAAACAUGCCCUUACUGGCCGCUUUGGGCCUGGGUAGAGAAAGGGAGGAGAAGGCCGUUUGAUUGGCUAAAGAGACCACCUGUCUUUUGUGUCACCGCUGGGUGGCGCUCACAUCCACUGAGGAUACCAGUGACCAGGUGUCUAAGCCCGAAGUUCUUAAACUUGAGUGUGAAUCAGGAUCGCCUGGAGCUGCUUAGCACAGACUGCCAGGUCCCACCCCGGGCUUCUACUCAGUAGGAGUGGGACAAGAAUUUGCCUUUCUAGGAAGUUCCGGGGUGAUGCUGAUGCUGCUGGCCCUGGAACCACACUUUGAGAACCACUGUUUUAAACCACACCACAAAGGAGGAUGCUUUCACCUUCCUCCGUAUGUCACAGCCCCCAGGGUUCAAAAGUCCCUCGGGAUGUCUAGCUUGAGUCCCACUCGAUUCACUGUGAGAGGGCGGGAUGAAGCGUUGCCACAGUGGGCAGUCCGCAGCCAGCCUGGGAGGUGGCCCUCCUGCCGUGGGUUCUGGCAGCACCUGCCCCGGCCUCUGGCGGGACUCCAGGUGGCGCUCUCUCAGUGUGUCUGAGAUCUGGGGCCGGGUCCUUCUCAGAAGGGACAAAUUUACACCCCCCAGCCCCGUUUUCCCGUCACCUCUGUGUGCCUUGGGAGAGCCCCGCUCCAUCCUUGUGUCUCCAGUGCUACUUCAGCACAGUGCCCAGCCCUGUACUUCAUCACUCAGCCUCCUGUGUGCCCCUUCCCCUCCUGCUUGUGCACUGGAGACACCCUGUGCAAGUGCCACUAGUAACCCCAGGCAGCCCAACGUCAGUGAGGCCGAUGGGUUUCUGGAACCAGCUGGCCCACAGAGAAGUUGCCUUAACCCACUGCGUAUAGAGAAAUUGCUCUAGUUGUAAACACGCGCCGCUCCUUAGCUGGCCUCAGUGUGAGCUGGCCGCCCGUGUGUGUUGGGGGAGGGGGGUGUCACAAUAAAGGAUGUGUCUAGACUGCCUGCGGCUGCUGUUU
Equus quagga is the source of this 5609-nucleotide messenger RNA. RefSeq names its product tetraspanin 11 (gene TSPAN11). The record is from RefSeq and is a predicted model, not a curated record. Bases 135 to 896 code for a protein of 253 amino acids. NCBI's taxonomy places the organism in Eukaryota, Metazoa, Chordata, Mammalia, Perissodactyla, Equidae. Gene Ontology annotation, cellular component: membrane. The transcript has 8 exons.